AUGUCUCUCGAAUCGCUGGUGUAUGCGUAUCUUCGCUCGCAUGGUCAUGCCGAAGCUGCUGAUCAAAUGAAGAAAAAGAACUCAAAGUUGGAAGAUCAGUCUGGUGACAAGUCCCUCGAGGAUAUCUACAAGGAUGCCACUGGUGAAAGUGACGACACUGAAAUGAACGAUGCUUCGAGUGAUUCUUCUUCUUCGUCGUCGUCGUCAAGUGACGAUAGCAGCAGCAGCGAUUCUUCUUCUUCAAGUGAUAGCAGCAGCAGCAGUGAGAGCGAAUCAGAAGAUGAAGUUAUGGAAGAAGCCAAGCCCAAGGAGGAAGAGUCUCCAUCGACCACUUCCAAGUCUGAAAGCAGCAGCAGCAGCAGCAGCGAUGAUUCAUCCUCUUCGUCAUCUGAGAGCGAAUCAUCCUCUUCAAGCGAAUCCGAAUCUGAAGAUGAAAAGGAAGAGGCCAAGAAGGAGUCUAGCAGCAGUGAUAGCAGCUCAUCAUCAUCCAGCGAAUCUGAAGAUGAGAAGGAAGAAGCCAAGAAGGAAUCUAGCAGCAGCUCUUCUUCUUCUAGCAGCAGCGAAAGUGAAUCUGAGGAUGAGAAGGAAGAAGCCAAGAAAGAGUCUAGCAGCAGCUCCUCUUCAUCCAGCAGCAGCAGCAGCAGCAGCGAUUCAUCCUCUUCCUCUGAAAGCGAAUCCGAAGAUGAAAAGAAGGAAGAUCAAGAUACCGAAAUGAAGGAGGCUAAGGAUGAAUCUUCAUCUUCUAGCAGCAGCAGCAGCAGCGAUAGCGAUUCUUCCAGCGAUUCGGAUGAUGAGGAUGGUGAUACCGAAAUGAAGGAAGCCAAGAAGGAUGAUUCGAGUGAUUCCGAUUCCUCCAGCAGCAGCGAUUCCGAUGAUGACUCCAGCUCCUCUGACAGCGAUAGUGAUGAUGAUGAUGAUGACAAGAAGGAUGAUAGUGGAUCGGAUGCUGAUAGUGAAUCAAGUGAUUCGGAAGAUAGUGACGCUGAUGAUAAGAAGGAGGAUGCCACUGAAAAGAAGGAACAAAACGAUAGCAGCAGCGAUAGCAGCAGCAGCAGCAGCAGCAGUGACGAUAGCUCGUCCGAUUCAUCUUCCAGUGACAGCGACUCUGAAGAAGAAGAAGAGGAACAAAAGAAGGAACAAGAGCAAGAAGAACAAGCUGAAUCAUCUUCUGCCAGUAGCACUGAUCAAGAAAACAAGGUUCCUGCUGCUGGUGUCAAGCAUAAACUUGAUGAAGAUGCCGAGAUGCCACAAGCCAAAAAGGUGUUCCGUGAACGAAAGCCUGGUACUCCUUUCCAACGUGUGCGCCCUGAGGAGGUUGAAUUUCUUGAUGAACGUUUGAAGGACAACACCUAUGUUUCCAAGGGUGGCUCUGAUGAGACCUCGUAUGGUUGGAAGGCUCAUGUUGAUUUGAUCAAGACACGUGGUGACAAGUUUAGAGCCGAAAAGAACAAAAAGAAGCGAGGUUCUUACCGUGGUGGUCGUAUUUCAAUGGAAUCACACAGCAUCAAGUUUGAUUAA
This is a messenger RNA of Lichtheimia ornata, 1518 nucleotides long. RefSeq lists its product as uncharacterized. The record is from RefSeq and is a predicted model, not a curated record. The transcript is spliced from 3 exons. NCBI's taxonomy places the organism in Eukaryota, Fungi, Mucoromycota, Mucoromycetes, Mucorales, Lichtheimiaceae. Bases 1 to 1518 code for a protein of 505 amino acids.